AUGGACCUUCGAGUGUAUGUUGAUGGUGUUGCGCGUAUCAUCUGUGAUUUGACUCCAACAACUACGGUUCAUGAUAUUAUUAUUGCAUUAGCUCAAUAUAAGGGAAAAGCUGGACGAUACUCUUUAAUCGAACGUGCACCUGAUGGAGCACAGCGAACAUUAUCACCACAUGAAUUAACUCACGAACUCAUUCAUCAUCCCGAUUGGACUUAUAUUCUCCGACAAAAUCCAGACUUGUCACAAAAACAAAAGCGUUCGAAAAGCUUAGAUGGACGAAAAACACCCAUCCAACAACAGUCAACUGUAGAAAUACCUUCAGCUGUUACCUCGUCGUCAUCAUCAUCUUCGACAUCUGGUCAUUUUCGAACAGUAUAUAAUAACAAUAAUGGUUCGGCUACAUUAUCAUCAUCGUCAUCAUCAAUAAAAUCUUCGGAAAAAAAGAAACGCUCACAUUUACGUCAUAUCUUUCCAUCAGAGAAUAUCAAUAACAACAAUAAUAAUCAUUUAAACAGUAGUGAUAGUUCGCCGCCAGUGUCAUUUUUCAUCGAAAAGAAACGUUCGUCACGUACACCAGUUCAAAUAAUUGAACAAGACUUAGGUACGUUAGAUAAUCAGCAUGCAACUCGCCGUUCACGACCUAAAUCUGCCUUAUCAUCAUCAUCUGGAAAUGAAUCGAGCGCAUUCCGUAUUGUUCAUCAUAAUCCGAAUAACAAUGCUGCACAUUUACAACAACAGCAACAACAGUAUAUUGCUCUAUUGAAAAUGCUCAAAUCGCAAGAAAUUCAAGUGGAGCAACAACAGAAAGAACUAAAUGAAAAACAAAAAGAAAUCGCCCAUCGAGAACAAGACAUCCAUCUGAUCGAUCAUGACAGUCAGUUAACUACAGACUGUCCAGUCUAUUCGGAAGAAUAUUCGAAGAAUGAAUUAGACAAAGAAUUCGACUAUGAAAGAAAGCUACAUUCUAAUUACGAACAUCUGCAAGAUCAAAUAACACGCUGUUCAACAACAAUCGAACAAAAACGACAAUUACAAGAACAAAUUCAAUCAAAUAUCGAACAAAUACAUAAUGAUGUAGAACAAAUACAAAAGACGAUUCUCCACGAGAAAAAGGAUCUUAAUCAAUAUCAACACGAUCUUGAGCGAUGCACUACUUCGUUAACUCAACAAGAAGAUUUAGUACAUGUAUUAACCCAACAUAAUGACGAAAUCGAACGAAUUAUACAAGAACGUCGACAGCAAAUCAAUAACCUCGAAAAUGAACUAAUUAAAUUAGAUGAUAUGCUCAUCAACAGUUUUCUUCAUCCUUCAUACAAUUUGCAUUCGAAUCUCUCCGCUCCACAACAGUACAAUUCACUUCCAUCAACAACUUCACCAUUAUCGUUAUCAACAGGUACAACAACAGACGUUCUCAUGCCUGUUCGUUUGCAAUUUGUGAAUAGUACGCUUUGGAAAUUGUGUCCAAGUGGAAUCUGGGUGUAG
Messenger RNA from Adineta ricciae, 1479 nucleotides. NCBI's taxonomy places the organism in Eukaryota, Metazoa, Rotifera, Eurotatoria, Adinetida, Adinetidae. The record is from the annotation of a GenBank genome assembly.